UGCCAUGAGCAGAGGCUUCGGUGGGGGCGGAAACUUCCGCGGAGGCCAUGGAGGUUUCCGUGGUGGCGGCGGCGGCGGCGGCUUUCAUGGGGGCAGUGGCGGUGGCUUCCAAGGAGGCCGGGGAGGUGGUGAUCGGGGUGGAUUUGGUGGUCGUGGCGGAGGCCGUGGUGGCAGAGGUGGCUUUGGUGGUGGUUUUCGGAGUGGCUUUGACCAGGGACCUCCUGAAGAGGUUAUUGAGUUUGCUUGCCUGAGCCACCCAUGCCAGGACGACUUGGUGGCUAAAGUGACUGACGAGCGGGUGCCUUUCUUCAAUGCCCCACUUUAUUUGGAAAACAAGCAGCAGAUUGGCAAAGUUGAUGAGAUCUUUGGACCUAUCAAGGACUACUUUGUCUCAAUCAAGCUUCAGGAGGACGUAAAGGCGAGCUCCUUCAGCAAGAAGCAGAAGUUCUACAUAGACCCUCGCAAGCUGACACCGCUAGCAAAAUAUUUAUCUGGCUCCCAGCAGAACCGUGGCGGAAGAGGUGGUGGGGGAAGAGGUGGAGGCCGUGGUGCACCCCGUGGACGUGGUGGAUUUGGAGGCCGGGGAGGCGGAGGAUUUGGAGGCCGGGGAGGCGGAGGUUUUGGAGGCCGUGGAGGCAGAGGAUUUGGAGGCCGGGGAGGUGGUGGAUUUGGAGGCCGGGGAGGCGGCGGAUUUGGAGGCCGGGGAGGUGGAGGUUUUGGAGGCCGUGGAGGGGGUCGAUUUGGGGACAGAGGAGGAGGUGGUGGAUUUAGAGGAAGAGGUGGCUUUGGAAGCAGGGGAUUCUCCAGGUCAUAACCUAACAACUGUUGCUUCAAGCCAAAGCAACGUUUGGCAUUGUAUAGGAACACUUCUUUCCAAAUUGUGUCAUUUUAUUUUUCAAACGAGUGCACCUAUGAAUAAAGGUGAUUCACCACCACAACCACUAAUUUUAUCAUGAGGA
Dermacentor andersoni is the source of this 959-nucleotide messenger RNA. RefSeq names its product Gar1 ribonucleoprotein (gene Gar1). Gene Ontology annotation, biological process: snoRNA guided rRNA pseudouridine synthesis; ribosome biogenesis. Gene Ontology annotation, molecular function: box H/ACA snoRNA binding. NCBI's taxonomy places the organism in Eukaryota, Metazoa, Arthropoda, Arachnida, Ixodida, Ixodidae. Gene Ontology annotation, cellular component: box H/ACA snoRNP complex. The record is from RefSeq and is a predicted model, not a curated record.